ACAUGAAGAAACAAAGACAGAAAUAGAUACCGUUAGUUUGGUUGCAAAUGGAAAAGGAAAGAACACCAAGCUAACCUCACCUCUCCCCCUACCUAUUUCUCUGCUCUCUCUCUUCAUUUAUAUAUUUUUACCCAAACGCACCCAAACACCCACCUGUUCUGUCUUCUUCAGACUUCACCUCUCUCUCUCUCUCUCUCUCUCUCUUACCACACCAGCAAACACCAAACCCUCUUCAGUUUCCUCACUAAAACACUAACCCACAAAAUUCUUCUUCUUUUUAUACCUAAAAUUCAAGCACCAAGCAAACAUGAACACUUUUGAUCCUGAACAGCAAAGACAAGAUCAUUCUUUAAAAAGAAGAUGGCAUGCAGAGAUCAAAAGAUCCCUUUCCAGCUCUAACAUUCGCCCUAAUUUUAAUGUUACUCAUGCUAAUACACCCACUUUCAUCUCUAACUCUAAGCCCUUUCCGGCUCUUUAUGACGACGAUGAUGAUCUCGUUUCCACCGUUGUCCCUCCUGUGACCGUUGUUCUCGAAGGCCGCUCGAUUUGCCAGCGGAUUAGCCUCCACAAGCAUGCCAGCUACCAAAGCCUUGCUAUGGCUCUUAGGCAAAUGUUUGUCGACGGCGGCGAUGCGGGAGGCGUCACCGACUCCGACACCGAUCUUGAUCUAACAAAUGCUGUUCCUGGCCAUCUCAUUGCUUAUGAAGACAUGGAAAAUGAUCUCCUUCUCGCCGGUGACCUUAACUGGAAGGACUUUGUACGUGUGGCUAAGAGGAUUAGAAUAUUGCCAGUUAAGGGGAAUUCAAGGAAAGGAAGAGGGGGGGCAUGAGAUUGCUAGCUAUAGUGUUGUUGGCUGUUUGCUGUGGAAGAACGAUCUUUGUAUUAAAAGAAGUCAAAAGAAAAAUUUAAUUACAUAAAUAUUAUUCUAUGGUUAAUUUCAAACAAGUUUUGUUUUGGUGUGAACAGUUUCCUAUGUAUCUAGCAAGCCCUUUGAUAGGAUCGAUAUAUAUUUGUGUAAAUUUAUGUUCCUUUGUUUUA
Ricinus communis (castor bean) is the source of this 1038-nucleotide messenger RNA. RefSeq names its product auxin-responsive protein IAA33. The record is from RefSeq and is a predicted model, not a curated record. Lineage: Eukaryota; Viridiplantae; Streptophyta; Magnoliopsida; Malpighiales; Euphorbiaceae. Gene Ontology annotation, cellular component: nucleus. Gene Ontology annotation, molecular function: protein binding. The transcript is spliced from 2 exons. Gene Ontology annotation, biological process: regulation of DNA-templated transcription. The coding region runs from base 308 to 829 and encodes 173 amino acids.